GGGUAAAAACUAGGGUGAAAAAUUACCGUCCUGUAAUCCGACUGAUAUUCGAAUGUUUCUGUUUCAUUCUUGUUAAGAGGUUGGCCGCCCUGUCAGUGUGACCUAAAUAUGCGGUGUCCACCAUCAAGUUUGGUUUCUUUCCUGAUGACAUCAACUAGAAAACGAAUAUACCAGGAAGAGUUCCUCAAUUAUGAGUUUACACAAAUAGAAGACAAAGGAAUAAUGAAACCACAGUGUGUUGUCUGUUUGAAAGUACUGACUGCAGAAUUUUUCAAAAAGAGUCAGUUGAAGAAACACUUGAAUAAUUUGCACCCACACCUGUCCAAACCACGGGAAUACUUUGCAAAUUUGGAAAUGUCUGUCAAAAAAAAAAAAGGACUGCACAGCAACUUGAGAAGUACAUUCGAUCAACGUUCAGCAUCAAAGGCCAGCUUUGAAGUGGCCUGGUUGAUUGCCUGAAACAAGAAACCACAUACUAUUGGUGAGCAAUUGGUUAAACCAGCAGCUUUGAAAAUGACAGAGAUUAGGUGUGGUCAGAAAGAAGCUGCGAAACUAAAUUCAGUGCCCUUGUCUGCAAAAGUUGUGAAAGAAAGAAUUUCUGUUUUAGCAGAAAAUGUGAAGGAACAAGUUAUUUCUUCAAUAAACGAGAGUAAAUGCUUUGCUAUUCAGCUUGAUGAAACUACAGACGUCAGUAGUAGUUCGCAGCUGAAGGUGUAUGUUCGUUACAAAGGUUUACAUGCAAUUGAAGAGGAGUUGUUGUUUUGUUCUCCCCUCAAGUUGCGAUCUCGUGGAAUUGAUGUCUUCAAUAAAAUUAAUGAAUACUUUAAUAAUGCUAAUUUAAAGUGGGAAGACUGCAUUGCUUUGUCUGUUGAUGGAGCUCCAGCUAUGUUGGGUCACGUUAGUGGUUUUUCGGCUUUAGCAAGAGAGAAAAAUAAAAAAAUUGAAGUUAACCACUGUAUAAUCCAUCGCAAGGCACUGCUUGUGAAACGUUUGGAAGCUGCACUGGAAGCCAUCAUGCAUGAUGUUAUCAAUGUUGUCAAUGGACAUGUACUAAACAUGCGACUAUUUCGUGAAUUAUGUACAGAUGGUGAGGCUGAAUAUACAGACCUACUUUAUCAUACAGAAGUGAGGUGGCUGUCACGUGGAAAUGUUCUGAACCGAGUGUGGGUUCUCAAAACUGAACUUGAAAUUUUUAUGGUUGAUCAAAAGCAUGUUCUCGCAGAUAAGUUUACAAACUCCUUGUGGGUUGCACAUCUCGCAUACCAGCUGACAUUUUUGAGUAUGUGAAUGCAUUGAACAAAGAAUUGCAAGGAUAAAACAUCAAUAUAAUUUCAGCCAGAGAAAAGAUUUCAGCGUUUGGAUCAAAGCUUUUAUAUUGGAGACAGAAAGCAGAACAAAACAAGAUUGCUACCUUUUCAAGGUUGGCUUUGUUUUUUGGAAGAUUGUGAAAAUAUUACUUUUGACGACAUCAAGGACACAGUUAUAAGGCAUCUUACCAAACUCAAAAAGCAGUUCGAUGAUUACUUUCCAGAUCUUGAUUCACACAAUGUCAGUUGGGUUGUAGAUCCCUUUAAAUCUGAAAUUGCUGAUGUACCAGAAGAGCCUCAAGGUUUGGCAGAGGCACUUCUUGAACUUCGAUCCAAUAAUGAAGCAUGUAUUGAAUUUGAAAACAAGCAGAUCUGUCAUAUUUUUGGAUGUCAAGAGCUGCAAAUGCUUUCAGAAUUGCACAUGAGGAGGCAGUCAAAAAGUUGCUGCCCUUUGCAACAACCUACCUUUGCGAACAAGGAUUUUCCACUCUACUGAACAUAAAAACAAAGCAGAGAAAUCGAUUGGACCCCGAAGACAGUAUGCAAAUUGCUCUGACAUCAAAAUGUCCCAAUUUUGAUGUUAUUGUAUCAAAAAUGAAAAACAUAAUUUCUCCAAAACUUGAAGUGGAAAAAAUUUUCUAAGAAAUCCUUUUGUUUCAUAAUGAGGAUAUUAAUUUACUCGUAUUUUAUCGCAUUUAUUUUAUACUUUUUAUAUUUAUAAUUGUAUUCUCCAUAUAAAUAGAUUCAAUAAACCUUUUGAAUUUGACUAAUCUAUGAUUUUCUCUCUUUCAAAUCAAGGGGUUAACGUCGGCGUAAAUAAAUAUAUUUUGGGGUAAUAAGUAAAAAAGUUCCCCGACCCCUGGUCUGUUGUGUCGAACAAUGCUGGUGUAUAUAAUCGAGAAGCUUCUACAACUUGUGUUUUUGCAGGGGAAUUCGACAUGUUACCACCUCUCCCUCUUAUCCCCAGACGUCGCAAGUUGAACGCUUCACGGUGGCCCUGGUUAUCUAUCAUAACUCUCAACUUACUCAUUGGGACGAAAAUCUUUCGUCGCUAGCUCUAGCCUUUAUUAACUCAGCAUGGCAUGACUCGAUUGCAGGGACUCCAUCCCCUGGGGCUUAAAUGGAAAUUGUUCGAACUUGAGCUAGACAAGAUUGCUAAGAGUAUGGAGCAAUUCUGGGAGACGGCCUUGGAUAAUUUGAGGAAGGCCCGCGCCAGGGUUGCUGGUAGAUAUGAUGGAGGGAGAAGGCGAGCAGUUUCGUGUGGGCGAUUUGGUCCUAGUACGAGUGUACCGUUAAGUUCAAAGUCCCGACGGCAUUCCGCCAAGUUAGACUAUAAGUGGUAUAUACCACUAAAGAUUGUGAGAUUUGUGUCUCCUGUAACAGUUCAGUUAGCAAAUCCAGAUACAGGUGUAAUCAUCAGAAAGGCACAUGUCUUUCAAUUAAAGAGACAUUUUUUGGUCAAGUGAUCGUAUUGGUUAUAUUACUGGUUUUGUUUAGUUGAGUUGUAUGUUAUUCGGGUCUUGCUAAAUGAUGUAAUUACGUGGUAUUAAGUUGUACUCUUCUUUUCGAGCAGGAGGUUAUCAUAGUCCCUUACUACCCCUAUCCUAGGCACAAUGGAAAUAAAGAUCUUCGGAAGAACACCCCCCUCUGGAGCGUCACCAGUAUCACAAGCUUGUAAGCCGGGUCGCCUCGCAUCGAAGUGAAAGCUCUCCUGGCUCCGACCCUAUUGUCCGUCUGGGCACUUUUAUCGGACAGCGGAAGGGGCCAGUGACGACUAAAAUAUCUCGUUGGUGAACCAUGGAUGGACUGGACGUUUGUGUGUGGAAGACGCGUGUGUUGCCAAUGCCGAGUGCACCGUUGGCAGUUAUAUGCGGCCAACUGUCUGGACUCCUUUCCACCGAACGGUGUCAUGCAUGAAACUGGCUAAGUGAAGGGUGGGAAGAGUGAGUAGGACCGCCGGGAGCCAUGCAUGGAAAAGGGACUCCUAUCUCUAGUAUGUGUCCUCGGUAUGUUUCUGACUGAAACUAGGUGCACUGUGUAGUGAUAUGUGUAUGAGCAUGGGAACUCUAGAGAAUCUUCUCUGUGGAGUGACAUUCUACAAGUGUGCUCUUCGGUGAAGGGGGUGAUAGUGAGCCGUGCUGAAGGUCAACUCACUCUCGGCGUGACGUCAUGGCGGCUGCCAUUCCCAGAUUCCAUUCCCACACCUAAUAAUAUUGACGUACUACCCUCGUCACGUGACCCCAUCCCACCUCCUAGUCUCGGAACGAGGAUAGUCUUACUGUGCAGUCUUUAGCGGAGGGGUGAACUGAGAUAAGAGAAAGGGAAACACAGUAACAACUGCCUCUAAGAGCGAAG
Molecule: messenger RNA, 3662 nt
Organism: Cryptotermes secundus
Lineage: Eukaryota; Metazoa; Arthropoda; Insecta; Blattodea; Kalotermitidae
Product: protein FAM200A
Exons: 2
Coding region: 514-1287 (257 amino acids)
Source: RefSeq, a predicted model, not a curated record